GUCUCUGAGAAGUCAAGACACACAGCCUAUCAUAAACUUAGUCAGUCUCCCGUGUGUAGUUUACCUGGGCUGGAAAAACCUGAACGCUCUACACCACGGACUUUUGAAAUGGAGGGAACAGAUUAAAAAUAUGCGGAUUUUAUUUUUCUGUGUGCACCCCAUGACGAAUGGAAGAGACAACACAUCUGGUGGCUAUGACUUCGAGAAUUCAAGACAAUAAUUGCAUUUGUUGUUGAAGCCAAGUGCCGGGAGCGCAGCUGCCUUCGUCUGCCUUAAAAGUACUCCGAGGCACGACUUCUCUGUGGACAUCCCGCCGAACAACACGAACCCGAGAACCCCCGGGGGCUCCCAUCAUCAAUCUCUCGCCUGCAGUAGACGUGUCCACCAUGGCCCACCCGUACGAGCCCUGGCUCAGAACAGCGCCGCCCGGUGGCAGCUCCGACGACAUGAACAUUCCCUCCUGGUGGGACCUCCACACCGGACCGGGCAGCUGGAUGGACCUGCAGGCCGGCCAGGGCGUGGGUCUCCCCUCCGUCGGCACGGGGGUCUCCAUGGGACUCCAGUCCUCCCUGGGGCACUACGGCUCUGAGCCCCAGCUGUGUACCCUGCCCCCGGCUCAGCUCGACCCGGGCUGCCACUCGGCCCACCUCUUCCAGCAGGACGGCUUCAAGAUGGAGCCCCUGGGCCAGGAGAUGAUGCAGCAGGAGCGCUUCUCCCUGGAGGAACCUCAGGACAAUGCGGGAGCCGCCCGACCCAAGGCCCAGCGCCGCGCCUCCUCCAGAGGCGCCGGCCAGGCGGUCUGCCGGUGCCCCAACUGCGUUCACGCCGAGCAGAUGGGCCAGAGCACCGACGACGGCCGGAGGAAGCACAUGCACAACUGCCACAUACCCGGCUGCGGCAAGGCCUACGCCAAAACCUCCCACCUGAAGGCCCACCUCCGCUGGCACAGCGGGGACCGCCCGUUCGUCUGCAACUGGCUCUUCUGCGGCAAAAGGUUCACCCGCUCGGAUGAACUCCAGCGCCACCUACAGACACACACCGGCGCCAAGAAGUUCAGCUGCGCCCUGUGCCCCAGGGUGUUCAUGCGGAACGACCACCUGGCCAAGCACAUGCGCACGCACGAGUCCUCACCGGGGCAGGGGGAAGAGAGGGUGAACGGAGAAGGUAGGAUGGAGAAGGGCCUGGACACCCCGACGGCCCCUCAGCCCUCCUCCCACGCGCCUGCGGCCGACGCGGCGGAGCAGCCCGCCAAGAUGAAGUGUGAGACUGAUCCCGCGGCCUCAAACUGAACAGGAUCGUCCGGCUAACUACAUCAUUGCAUUUUAAAGAAUUGAAUUAUUAUUCGACUGUUACUUCUCUUUAUGUCUGACAAAGGCCUUUGCUGUCGUGGCAUCUGUGCCAUCUGAUUAUCCCUCCCGCUCUUUAGUCAGAAAUUAAUUCAUUCGAAGACUAUUCCCAUAGCUAGAGGUUUGGACCAGGUACCUUUGUAGUUUCCGCAUGUCUGGUAGAGACACUCUCGAAAAAAAUAUAAUUAUUAUAAUCAAUGGACAGAGGAAUUAGAAAAUGUUUACAUAUGUUAUAUGCAAGGUCGGCAAAGGUCUGGUAACAGAUGGUUUCAUUCGAAUGAGCCAUUGACCACGGCUUUGUAGACACAGUGAAUCUAGACAAGAUGUCGGACUCGACAGGCGCGCCUUCUUCUAUCUAGUCCAAAUGAAGUGCCUUUCCACGCUGGAGCCAACCCAUGUCCCUAGGACUUCCACUGCUGCUGUUAUCAAUAGAACAUAUAUUAAGACUUGGAAUAAUUUAACCUGAGGGGGAUUUGGUGAUGUGUGUGUUCAGUGAAAAUAGGUAACCAACACUGUUACUUGAGCAAAUAUGAACAGUGCAUUAUGGCCGAUGCACGGUUCUUAUAUAUUUUAUGUUACAAAUUUUACCAGCAUUUAUGUCAGGGCGGAUAAUUCGUUUCUUGUGAGCAUCAAACAACCAGUUACUACAUUACUGUAGUUACUGCAUCUUUUAAUUGUACGACACUGGAUAUUGGAAAAUAACUUUAAUGAAGUUUAAUUAGCCAUUUUAUAUUGUUCCACUAUAUGUAAUACAUUCAGGCAUUGUAUCUUUAUGCAGUGAAAUGGCAUUUGAGAAGAAAACAUGUUUGCAGUGCAAUGGCAACAUCCUGUUGCCAUAGCAAACUAAAUAUGAGAAUUUAUAUAAUGUUACUGGAAUUUAAAAUGUAUAGAACAUGCAAUUUUAUUUCAGUUGAAAUGCUGAACAUGUUUUUUUUUUUUUAAAUAUAAAUGAAUGAAAAUGACUGAAUUAAACCACUUUUGUUUUCGGUUAUUAUUAAUUUUACAGAACAAUUUUGUGUUUAAUGAUCUUCUCCAGGAUACAUCUUAUUUAUGUGUCAAUUAUAAAUAUGUCAUAAUGUCAAUUCAUAUCUAUAAUCCUCUUUGUGAAUGAUAGUCUUUUGACUCUGCCGAGUCUAUUUAAAGGAAUUCAAAAUACCACUGAAGAAUGUCAUCAACACUAUGUGAAUUCAACAUGAAACCAUAAUAGUUCAUGGAUAUUGAUAAUGAACAUUGUCUGAACAAAGAAUACUUAAGAGGGAACUCAACUACUUAACCACUACAACACUAAUAGCAUUUGAUCAGUUGAUUGCUUUAUAGGCACCAUAGUUGCGUAGCAGACAAUACAAGCAUCUUUACAGGUUUAAUAGUAUUAGGACAUAUGUAAACAAAGAAAGACUUAACAAUGACAAUAAUACCGUUUGAAUUAGGGAAUGAUACAUGUUAGACGCUCUAUUUUACUGAACUUAAUUAAUAGAAACUAAGGAAUGAGAGCAAAGUAGUUCAUAUUUGUCAAUUGUUUACCAUUGUAAUAUCUAUUGUUAUCAUAGGCUAAUGUUUUACUUCCCUUGUUGUUUGUCAAAGAACAAUAUUAAAAUUGUUCUCUGUUCGCUUCGGGGUAUUUUCUAGAUAUUUUAGAUAUUUUAAUAAAUAAUUUAUGUACCAAAAUGUAGCUGUUUGUAUUUUUUUUUCCAAUACAAAUAUCUUAUUGAAUAAACGAUAAUGCUA
Molecule: messenger RNA, 3071 nt
Organism: Gadus morhua (Atlantic cod)
Lineage: Eukaryota; Metazoa; Chordata; Actinopteri; Gadiformes; Gadidae
Gene: sp6
Product: Sp6 transcription factor
Exons: 2
Coding region: 387-1289 (300 amino acids)
Biological process (GO): regulation of transcription by RNA polymerase II
Molecular function (GO): RNA polymerase II cis-regulatory region sequence-specific DNA binding; DNA-binding transcription factor activity, RNA polymerase II-specific
Source: RefSeq, a predicted model, not a curated record